GGCAAAAAGCCAAGGCAAGACCAGCCAGUAGACCACGCAGCAGUCAGGCAAACUCGUAGCAACAAGGCGACCGAGCCGUGCCGGGGAGAGGGCGGAGGGCGAUGGCGAAGAGCGGCACGGAGGAGUGGCGCCGGAACGCGGACACCCACAAGAUGAGCGCGGAGGAGGUGCGCGCAACGGGCGUGGAGGCGUCGAUGCGGCCCCCGGGCCGCGGACCCGGGGAGGUGCUGCACCAGCGCGGCCGGCUGCCGUACGGGCCGGGCACCAUGGCGCUCGUCGGCUUUGGCAUCGUCGGCGUCAUCGGCUACCUUGUGCUGUACCAGAACGCCAGGCCCGGGACGCCCGCCACCGAGGUGGCUAAGGUGGCCGUCGGCCACGGGGACCCCGCUGUCGGCCGUGACCCCGAGAAGCGCCCCGAAGGGAAGUAGAGGUGCAGGUCCGUGGUAGCUGUGUGACAGCUAACAGUGGGGCGGUAGUUUGUGUUCAGCUCUGUUUUUGCUGCUCUGUUUCUCAACUUUUGUCGAGGACUUCGAAAUUUUGCCUUCAGCAUAUCCAACUGUUUCUUAUUU
Molecule: messenger RNA, 569 nt
Organism: Panicum virgatum (switchgrass)
Lineage: Eukaryota; Viridiplantae; Streptophyta; Magnoliopsida; Poales; Poaceae
Exons: 1
Coding region: 102-428 (108 amino acids)
Source: RefSeq, a predicted model, not a curated record